Emericellopsis cladophorae is the source of this 1308-nucleotide messenger RNA. RefSeq lists its product as uncharacterized. The transcript is spliced from 3 exons. Lineage: Eukaryota; Fungi; Ascomycota; Sordariomycetes; Hypocreales; Bionectriaceae. The coding region runs from base 1 to 1308 and encodes 435 amino acids. The record is from RefSeq and is a predicted model, not a curated record.
AUGAACGGCAUCACCUACACCUCUGGUGACACAGACGAUGGGAGGGUCUUGUCUCCAUUCGAGACCUUCUUGUGCAAGCUCGCCCAGAUCUGUGACACCAAGAAAGGCGGCGACACCAUUACAGGCAUGGUUGCCUUGAAAGGGGACAUUGGCCCCAAGUAUCUGUUCACACUGAACAACGGCAAGAAGAUGGAACUAGAGAGUACAAAGGGCUUUCUCGAGGGCAUGCUCACGUUCGUCAGCAUCAACCCGGACGGCCUGGACGUGAAGCCCCUGCAGAAAAAGGCUUUGCAGGAGAUCCAGACCAAGUCCCGCUUCCCUCGCGACAUCACUGCCGGUGACAAUCCCAAAUUCAAGUUUUUCAAAGACUGCGAGACGCUCAUCAAAGCCAUCCAUUUUGCCAAAGAGACUGGCGCCAGCGAGGGCAUCAAUCGGUUUGCCAGCGCCAUCGAGGCAGUGACUUCGCAUCCUUGGUGCGAGCUCCGCCACUACCUUGGUCGGCUGUAUUCGUAUCGUCUGGCGGCUGAAACAAUUGUGAAAGCUUCAUUCCAGUGGCCUGAGCUGUUCAGGGGAUUCACCGUCGAGUACAUUCCGUCCAGUCGCAGGAUCAAGCUCCCUCUAACGCAACCGGCGCCUUCCAAGAUGAAGGUGAUCCAAAUCGCUUUCCCAGAAAUGGACCUUGAAGAGUACAUCGAACAGAUUGAAGAGCUUGAGGAACAUGGCUUGCAAGAUCACCUCCAAGAUGAGCUGCUCCGUCAUAAGCCACUUCGUCAGUUUGUACAUUGCGAGGUUCAUCUACAGGACUUCCUCAUCGGGGACAAGAAGACGGACCCGUCUCAGUACUGGAAUAAUUCCAUGUUCAUUGCGACCAGCAAGCCACCUUGUCGGCUAUGCCACUACUAUUUCAAUGACAUGGACAACGAUUUCGAGGUCCAGUCUUCGCAUAUGAACGUCUACCCCAAAUGGCGGCUCCCUUCAAUUGGCGACGAGCAAGGAGAUGAUGCUGGGGAACAACAGAAAGAGCUUCUUGAGGACAUCAUCGAGCAGAUGCAACAGGACAUCCUCCGCAUUGUCAGGGAGAAAUUCCCCCAGGGAAAAAGGAACGACUCGCGUACGGAGUCACGAGGACUGACCACUGCGAUGAGCAGCUACGAGGGAGAAGGGUCCGACAUGCGAAGUUCGACUCAGUGGCCCACUCUAGCGGGAAGAUUAUCGCGUGGAAGCGACUUUGACAUACGAUCCAUCCCAGAAAGGCUGGACGAGGACUUCGACUUUCGUAACCCGCACGGCGUUGGAGCCGCUGUGUGA